AUGUCCUACGUCUACAGGGAACGUGAGCGCGACCGUGAUUGGGACGACUCUCGUCCCGUCACCAUCAAGCGUUACGUCAUUCCCUCCGAAGAUGAUCGUGAGCGUUCCCGAGAGUUCGUGAUGCGGCGCGAUGAUUCUUACACCGGCGACCGCGAGCUGGUCAUCCGGCGCAAGACCGAGCGCGAGGUCGACCACGAUGACCGACGCUACGACCGGGACUACGAAAGAGAUUACUACGAACGUGAGUACUCCGAGCCCUCCGCCCACCGUCACUACUCCCGGUCCGUGGACUACCUGGAGAGACCUCCUCUUCCUCCUUCUGCACCCGUCGUCAUUCGCGAGCAGCCAAUAAUUGUUCAUGAAGCCCGAAACGUCUAUGUGAAUUCCCGCGAGACCGAGUACGACCUGGUGCGCCGUUCCGAUACCGAGGACGAACCCUACUACUCCAGCCGCCGCCGUGACCGUGACUACGAUGAGCGUCGCAGCCGCCGUGAACUCAGUCCGGGUGACUCUGUCUCCCAGGCGACUCGCCACCGCAGCGAUCGUGACCAGGACUACAGCAGCGAUGACAGCAUGGUCUACAUCCGCAAGGAAACUGAAACUCGCGGCAACUAUGACCCCGACCACCCGCAUCACCGUCGCCAUAUGGCCGAGGGGGCUCUCGCUGCCGCCGGUGCCGCCGAGCUGUUCCGCAGCCAUCGCAAGAAAUCCGGCGAAGACGUGAGUCAUGGCGUCGGCCGCCUUGGUAAGACAGUGGGUGCAGGUGCCCUGGGAGCUGUCGCCGUCAACGCGGCAUCGCAUGCACGCGAUUACUACCGCAGCAAGAGCCGACACCGCUCUCGUUCAAUCGAUGAUGACCACCGCUCUCAUCGCCAUAGCCACCACGACCGUGGCCGUCGCAGCCGCAGCCGCUCUCAGUCUAACUCGCAUACCCGGCACUUGAUUGAGCUUGGUCUAGGCGCUGCGGCCGUGGCUGGUGCGGUAGCCGUCAUGAAGAACAAGAAAGACAAAGAUGAGCGUCGCAGCCGCUCUCGAACUCGCUCUAAAUCUCGUGGCCGUGGUUUGAGCACGGCCCGCUCUGAGCCUGAUGAGGCGCGCAGUGCCUCCCAGCGUCGUAAGCACAUGGCUGGAGCCGGUCUGGCCGGCGCUGCUGUCGCUGGCCUGGUUGAACGUCACCGAAGUCGCUCGCGGGCCCGCAAGGGUGAACGCUCUCAUAGCCGCAUUAGACAGGUUCUUCCUGUUCUUGCUGCCGGCCUGGGAACUGCCGCUGCCACUGGCUUCUAUGAGAAGAAAAAGGCAGAGAAAGAUGCCGCCAAAGAAGGAGUUAGCCGUGACGGACGUCGAUCGCGCUCGCGCUCUCAGAGUGCUGCACCUGUAGGGAUGUACCCAGAUCCUUCCCGCACCUCCGCCGGUUUGAUCGAGUACGGCAACGAUCCAGUCGCCGGUAGCAUCCCCGCCGAGCACUACUAUGGCCAGCCUACCAGUCCCGGUGGUCCUUACUACUCGGACGGCGCAGAGUACGGUUCGCGGCGGCACAGCCGUACCCGCAACCUCAGUGGUAGCGAUUCGGGCUCUGACGGGGAGGGUCGCCACAGACGCCGAAGCAAGCAUCGAAAGCACCGCAGCCGCUCGCGGGAUAUCGCUGGGGCAGCUUUGGGUGCCACUGGACUGGGAUACGCGGCGCACAAGUAUUCGCAGCGAAAGGACCGCAAACAGGCCGAGAAGGAGGGCCGCUACGUCGACGAUGACCAUCGUGAUCCCUACGAGGAGGGCUAUGAUCCGGAGCCGUACCCGCCUUCUCCUCACCCUGCAGGCGGCCCGCCCCCGGAUCCUCGCUACUAUCCCAACGGCACCUACUUCCCGCCGCCGCCAGGCUCGACCCCGAAUCUUGGAGCUGCGACUGCGCCGUAUAACCCGCCCGACUACCCUCCCCCGCCUGGUGCGGCGCCCCCGCCACAGCCCUACAGCUACGGCGCCGGGCAAGCACCUGAGCAGUACGCGCCGCGGCCACGGAGGGCCGAUGAGAAUGUGAGCUCCACCCCAUCCACUGACCAGUACACGACUCGUGAUGGUCUAGAUAGGAAUGGAAAGCCCUCUCGCCGCCGGUCUCAAUCUGUUAGCCAGCCCAUGCAGUCGAAAUCGGUCUCCUUUGAUCUUGACCCCGAGACAAAGAGUGAUACUGGCUACGAGACGGACGAUAGCGACGCUACUAUUGAUGGUCACAACGAUCACCAUCGUCACAAUCACCGCCGCCGCCACCAUCGUCAUCAUCGUCGUCGCCAUUCAUCCUCUGUUCCUCGCUCCCCAAUGCCCUAUCCCAGUUCGUCAUCUUCCCACCACCACCACCACCACAGUUCUUCCUCUUCGCGUCAUUCUUCCAACGCCAAAAACCAACCUGAAAACAAGUCCUCUUCAACAGACUCAGACUCGACCAUUGAUCUCCCCGACCGCUUCGACUCGCAGGGUCGUCCACUUACCCAACGCGGUGUCGAGGACCCCGCUGCUGCGAAGAUUGAGGAGAUGAUCAAUAAGUUCAGCAAGAUUCUAUUUUGA
Molecule: messenger RNA, 2553 nt
Organism: Penicillium lagena
Lineage: Eukaryota; Fungi; Ascomycota; Eurotiomycetes; Eurotiales; Aspergillaceae
Product: DUF3824 domain-containing protein
Exons: 3
Coding region: 1-2553 (850 amino acids)
Source: RefSeq, a predicted model, not a curated record